Messenger RNA from Melanotaenia boesemani (Boeseman's rainbowfish), 2945 nucleotides. RefSeq names its product CFAP20 domain containing (gene cfap20dc). NCBI's taxonomy places the organism in Eukaryota, Metazoa, Chordata, Actinopteri, Atheriniformes, Melanotaeniidae. The record is from RefSeq and is a predicted model, not a curated record. Bases 170 to 2506 code for a protein of 778 amino acids. The transcript is spliced from 17 exons.
CUGACUUUCUGUUGUACACGUUCAGUUCCUAGCAUAUUCGCUUUAGAAGUUUAACUGCGUAGGUGUUAAGUGUAUCGCUCAAAAUUGUCUGGGCUAUUGCAAAUGACCCGUAAAACGAAAUAUUUAAAGCGGGUGAGCGCGCACGCGAUGUUUUAAUCUGACUCCAUUGAUGUGCCGUAAAAUGUUCAGGAAUAACUAUCAGGGUGGACCUGUGUUUGAGCUCUUCAGUGGACAGGGAAAGGACCCUGUAGCCAAAUGGAAACUUUGUGGAGCCCCGUCGGCUAUAUAUAAAGAGUAUAAUAAAGAAGUUAAAGGAUUUGUUUACUGUCUGGAGGGAAGCAGCCAGACAGUCAAGAUGCAAAUGCCAGAGAAUGGAAAAAUGUCUCUUGGACUAAUACAAAGAUUUUUAGUCCUUCAAGUCAAUGUUCCCGAGCACCAUAAUUUUUCUACAGAGCUUGUGAUAACCGACUCCGAAAAUCUAAAGAGAAGACUUCAUUUAUCAACAGUGCAUAAAGAGUUGUCCAGCACACUUUUGCAUGCAAAGAUACCUUACACAGGACUGAAGCGUAAUACUUGGUCUACUUUAUGCAUCGACCUUGUGUCAUUGACUGGUGAACUGUUCAAAGGAUUUUUGACUCUGGACGGUAUCACAUUGUUUGCUACCUGUAAAGUCCGAAGGAUCUUCACUAUGACAACUGAGCCUGCAGUAAUGUUGGAAGAUGAUGUGUGUCUCAGUGGAGCUGGUCUUAAGGAUACAAUCCCUCGCAGUUUCCACUACCCACCUGACGUGAACCAAGUCACACAGGUGUUUAACAUCGAGAAUUUGGGAAAGCCAGAGAUGAAAAUGGGCUCUUUUAGAACUGAUUAUGCCUCUGAUCAGUCUACCACUGCCAGAUCAACCAGUUAUCGGAGAACCAGGCCUCAGGGUGUGUUAUACACAGCCUCGGGCUCCAGAGCUUCCGGACUGUCUCCCCAAACUGGAAGGAAAAGCAGUACAACUUCAGAAAGAAGGGAGAGAAGUGCUUGUGCUUCAAACACAAUGAAACAAAAGACACAGACUCAAGAAAUUUCUGGGCAAGGAGCAUCUUGUAAAUUACAGCCCCGCCCGCCCAAAGAAAGAUCAUUUGACAAGCAGGGGUGUAAAAAGCCACAGGUCCUUAGUCCUGGAAGAGAGACGCUGGCAUCAUCAGCUCCUCUAGAUGCUGAAUCAUCUGGCCAGAGGGAGAUGACUGUAAGCAGGGAGAAGAGUGCUCCCUCAUCCAGUCAGACAAAGUGCAGGCAACAGCCUUUGACCCCAACAGAAAAGUCAGAGCACCUACGAGAAGAUGAAUCUAGCUGCAGUCCUGCAAAGCAAAGCUCAAGAAUCACCUCCACACCGGCAGAGUCUCCCCUCUGCUCGAGCCGACCAAGUUUGUCUUCUGACCCACAAGUCUGGAACAGCUGGAAGAGUAAUGAGGGGUCUGAGCCUCAGCUCACUCUGCAAGAGGAGGUGUUCACUUUCUCAUCCCAACCUCACUCACCCAGACGAGGGCAAGGCCAGGGUGACCAGGGGAAGACGGAGAUGGGAGAUGAUCCGGUUCAGAGCAGAAGUGGGAGACGAUAUCAUGCCCAGCCUGAAGACGACUUCAUUGGUAGUGAAAGCGAUGAGGAUAAGGACUAUACUGUGUUCCAGCGCCAAGAAUCUAUCCUAUCCUGUCCUGCUCAUCUGAGAAAUGCUGAUGCAGACUGGCAUGCACGAUUUGAAGAUCAGCCUGAUUUUCCAAACAUGAACCAAACAUCACCAAGACAGCAUAGUCUUUCUAGUGCCGCCAUGCAAUCUCCAUCCACUGGGAAAGCUGAACCAACUGGGAUGGUCCCCACACGCUGCCUCUCACCUACCAGACAGGACCACAAGUCACAGAAAGUGAACUGGGUUCUGGGUGGAAACAGCAGCUUUUCACUUUGUCGUAAAUUCCUGCAAGAAGUCACAUUGAGGGACUCCAAACUGCACAAGGAAGAAGAUGAGACAUGUAAGACUGAUGAUUCCAGUCAUAAUGUCUUACAACUGCAUGGCAAUCUACGGAUGCAUGAAGAUGAUGAUGAGGAGUUCCAAAUGCUGGCAAGCCUGAAAAGACAGCAGGAGGAAGAUGAAUGUAGACCGCUGGCCCUCAGUGCAUCUCAAAUCCAUCAGUGUGAUGUCAGCGUCAGCAUGAGCAGUGACGACACCUCGACCUGGACCCACAGCUCCAUGCCAGUGAAUCAGGGGCAUCACUAUCAGAAGGAAAUGAACCCACUGCUGCAUUCAGACCCAAGAGAGUGGAUGGACGUGCUCAGCCCUCCUAUUAUGCCUCCCAGCCAGCAGAGAAGGUCAGGCAACACACAGAACAAUCUGGAAAGCCAAGGCAGAGGAGAAGAUGGGCGGUUGAAAGAAGAGGAUAAUGACGACGAGUUUUUGACUCUGCUCUACGAUCCAUGCCUGAACUGCUAUUUUGAUCCAAAGACAGGGAAGUACUAUGAACUAGCUUAAUUCAAAGCCCAUUAGAAUCAAAACUGAUAUAUCACAUUAACUGAAAAUGAAUUGCUUUAGGACUUUUUUUUGAGGCCAAGUUUAUUGAUCGGAAGGAAAUUCUCCAUUCACCAAAACCCUUUCUUUGUUGGUCCUUUUGUUCCUGGAAACUAAUGGCAGCUUUGUGUCACCAUGUUCAGUCACAGUGUGUAGGGGAUUGGGACUCCGUAAAUCAAAUUCCUGCUUUUUUCAAGUUCUUUAUUAUUCACUUGCACAUCUGAUGAUAAAAAGAGUCUUUUCAGGAGUCUUGGCUUGGAAACUGAUUUGAAAGCCAUCUGAAAGAACACCAGAGCGUUCUUCUUAAUAAGCAGAUUUCUGACAUUUCAGUUUCAGAUGGAUUAGUUUUAUGUGAUAGGUUAUUUUUAAUUAUAAUUUGUGCAAUAAAAAAGCCAUAAGAAUG